AUGAGGGCAAUUAAUAAACAUUUGUAGGUGUUAAUGUUGCAGAAGGUUGGGGGAGUGGAUGGAGAUAACCAGAGUGAGAACUCACAGUUCCUUCUCCUGGGGAUGUCAGAGAGUCCUGAGCAGCAGCAGAUCCUGUUUUGGAUGUUCCUGUCCAUGUACCUGGUCACGGUGGUGGGAAAUGUGCUCAUCAUCCUGGCCAUCAGCUCUGAUUCUCGCCUGCACACCCCCAUGUACUUCUUCCUGGCCAAAUUCUCCUUCACUGACCUCUUCUUUGUCACCAAAGUCCCCAAGAUGCUGGUGAACCUCCAGUCCCAGAACAAAGCCAUCUCCUAUGCAGGGUGUCUGACACAGCUCUACUUCCUGGUCUCCUUGGUGACCCUGGACAACCUCAUCCUGGCCAUGGCAUAUGACCGCUAUGUGGCCAUCUGCCACCCCCUCCACUAUGUCACAGCCAUGAGUCCUGGACUCUGUGUCUUGCUCCUCUGCUUGUGUUGGGGGCUGUCUGUUCUCUAUGGCCUCCUCCUCACCCUCCUCAUGACCACGGUGACCUUCUGUGGGUCCCGAAAGAUCCACUACCUCUUCUGUGAGAUGUACGUCCUGCUGCGGCUGGCAUGUUCCAACACCCACAUCAUUCACACAGUGCUGGUUGCUACUGGCUGCUUCUUCCUCACCCCCUUAGGGUUCAUGACCACAUCCUAUGUACGUAUUGUCAGAACCAUCCUUCAGAUACCCUCAGUCUCUAAGAAAUACAAAACCUUCUCUACCUGUGCCUCACAUUUGGGUGUGGUCUCCCUCUUUUAUGGAACACUUGUUAUGGUAUAUCUGCAGCCCCUCCACACCUACUCCAUGAAGGACUCAGUAGCCACAGUGAUGUAUGCUGUGGUGACACCUAUGAUGAACCCUUUCAUCUACAGCCUGAGGAACAAAGACAUGCAUGGGGCUCUGGGAAGACUCCUAGGGAGACCCUUUCAGAGGCUUAAAUGAAGGUAAUUUUGGAAAGGGGAUCGAAGUGGAGACCGGAAAUCUCCUUCACCCACGUAAGGCAUUAUGCUGUGGGAUAUGCAACAGUCAUCAGGGUACAGCUGCAGCUCAGAAUGAGCAUAUCUGCCUGUGAUGAAGAAAAGACAUAAUGUGUAUCCCAGUGCCUCCAAGACCUCACCAGCCUUGGCAAUAAAUAAUGUCAUGCUAACACUACUACCAGGAUU
Molecule: messenger RNA, 1205 nt
Organism: Macaca mulatta (Rhesus monkey)
Lineage: Eukaryota; Metazoa; Chordata; Mammalia; Primates; Cercopithecidae
Gene: OR1D5
Product: olfactory receptor family 1 subfamily D member 5
Biological process (GO): G protein-coupled receptor signaling pathway
Cellular component (GO): membrane
Molecular function (GO): G protein-coupled receptor activity; olfactory receptor activity
Source: RefSeq, a predicted model, not a curated record